AUGUCGGAACCCAAACCGACGCAGAAGGGCUCGGUGCUUAGCAACCUCGACGCAUCCGCCGAUGCUCCUCCGCCUCCCACCACCCCACCGAACCCCCGUUCCGUCUCCCCGGAAGACAAGAUGACGCUGUCGGACUCCAAAGAGACCAUCGAUGCACUUGCCUCCUCCAAGGAUGCCGAGCCCGAAGCCAAGAAGCGCAAACGCUCUCAGAGGGCCUGCAUCCGUUGCCGCGGUCAGAAGCUCAAGUGCGACGGCGUCUUCCCCUGCGCGCGCUGUCUCAAACUCAAGCUCGUCUGCAAGGAGCCCUCCGAAACCAACGCAGGCACCCCCUCCUCCAACAGAGUCAACUCGGACGACCGCGACGCAAAGGCACACACCGCUUCCUACACAUCUUCAAUCGCCGCGCACCCACAUUCGCAUCCCAACUCUCAGCUCACUCCCAGCGGCAUUCCAUCUCACGGCCCGGCGCUGCCUCCUUACGCAUCGUCCAGGCCAGACGGAGCCACCAGCGACAGGUCACGCUUCUUGAGCCAUUCGCACCUCGGCCCUCAGCAUCGCGAGGCCAUGAGCCACCACCCCUCCGACCGCUUCGGAUACUCGCUUCCGGACGCGGUGAGAAGGAUCGACUUGCUUGAACGCACCGUCUCUCGCCUCGUAGAGCGCGUCGAAGGCCAUCCAGCACCGCUCGAUCGCUCAAACCAUUACAAUCCCGGCCGACCCACCUCCUCUCGAUCCGCCGCUUCUCCGCACAAGCCAGAACGCAAGCGGGCACGCGCAGACUCCCCCGACGAUUCCGAUGCCGAAGUCGACGAGCUGCAGGAUGGCGCCUCGGAGGCGAGCGUGCCUCUUCAGUCUUUGUCGCACCACCAGCGACGCACCAGUCGUGAGGAGCUCAAUGGCGAGGCUGAGCAUUCCGCGCCGCCUCGAUCCUCUCACGGAGUGGCAGCUUCUCAGCCGCAUGCCUCGGCACCCGUCCAGCACGAUUCCGCCUGGUCAAACAGCAAUGGCGCUCGGCGCACACCAAUCUGCGAUCCCAUCGACGCCGGUUUCAUCACCAUCGAGCUGGGACAGGUGCUCCUCGAAUUCUUCCUCACUUACUGCCACGUCUUUGCACCCUUCCUCGAGCUGGACGAAAAAGUCAGCGUCUCGAGCCUGGCUGCUACAGAGCCCUUUCUGCUUUCGGUUCUUCUCGCCAUCGGAUCAUUGUACCACGACUCGCAUGGAAAGAACAGUCCUACAGUGCGCUCAGAGACCCACACUGGGCUGGCAUCGUAUGCGCUCUCACAGAUGGGCUCGCAAGUUUGCAGUUCCGAACCCACAAUCGGUUCCGUUCAGGCCAUCCUUCUCAUUGCGUACUGGCCUCAGGCUUUCCCGGGCUGUCCCGACGAAAAGUCGCUAUCGGGCCACGCUUCCAACUUGCUGCAGAGCGUCGCUAGACGCACCCAGAUCAGCACCAUCAACGGCGAACGGACACCACCCAGCCAUCCACAUCGCCUCUCGUCGGUCUGGACAUGCUCCAGGGCUUUCGAGGCGCUUGCAGCAAUUGACACCGGCAAAGGCAUGGACCUAAGCGAUCACGACCUCGCUCUGUCCAAGGCACCGCGACCCUCGCGUAGCUCGAUCCCGACUCCCUAUCUCGUGCGCGUCCUGCCCAUCGUCAAGGAGCUGCAGGUGUGGCUCGGCGAGGUCUCGUCGAACUCGCCACUGGCAGCUCUCGAGGCCGCUCCACCGGCUCCGCGCCCCAACCUCACUCACGACUGGGAUCGCUUCAAGUAUCUCCAGUCGCAACUUUUCGAUGUGGAAAAGCGAUGGCUGUCAGCCGAGACUGAUUGCAGCCGCCUAGAGAGGAUCGUCGGUCUCGUUGACCGCUGGACGCUGCAGAUCUACCUCGCGUCUAUCGCUCUCAGAUCUGCCGAGAUGGGCCGUCCGUCAAAGGCUCACGCUUCUGAGCGCGGGGCGGCAUACGACAUGCGCUACGACGAAGAAUCCGCGAGGUUCGUCGCUGCGUACAGGCACGAGAUUCGCCAAGCUUGCCAGGUCCUCUUGGACAUCUUCACCGAUCCAGAAAUCAGCGGCGCGCUCCUGUACGCGCCCGAUUAUCUUCUGCGCCGUUUCGGCUACGCAGCGACCGCUGCUGCUGUGCUGGUCGACUACCAUGACGCCGAGCUCACACGCUCAACUCAGGAGCUCAUCUACCUGUGCAGCAAGCGCUUCGAACAAAUCAGCCAGCUUGACAGCUCGACCUUCGCCUCCAACCUUGCCUGGUUCGUCAAGUCGAGCUACGAAAAGAUCGGCGGUCAGACCAACCGAGACGAGCACGACUCUGGGAUGGCAUCUGCCGCUCACGCCUCCGUGACGGUGGCAGACCGGCGCAGAUGGCUCGGCGGCGACGUCUUUAGCAUCUUCUUUGGCGUCGGCGUGCUCCUCGACGCCACUAUCGGACAGGUCGACUUUUGA
Messenger RNA from Moesziomyces aphidis, 2457 nucleotides. The record is from the annotation of a GenBank genome assembly. Lineage: Eukaryota; Fungi; Basidiomycota; Ustilaginomycetes; Ustilaginales; Ustilaginaceae.